AUGUCUUUGAACAAAUUUGGUUCUUUAUUAAGCAAGAUCAUUGAUGGGAAGCAAGAAACACAGCUUUUUGGAACUCACGGCUGUCCACUUCCAAUUCCACCUCCAAACCCUGCACCAAAUCCUCCUCCAUAUCCACCACCGAGUGAUCCCCCACCGCCUCCGCCUCCGCCUCCACCUCCACCUCCCCCCCCCUUUCCAGACCCAAACCCAGCUCCACCUCCAAAACCUGCACCAGCACCCCCUUUGCCACCCCCACCUCCACCCCCACCUCCACCUCCACCUCCACCUGCACCAGCAGCACCAGCACCAGCACCAGCACCAGGCCAACCUAGUCCACUACCAAAAUCUGGGACAAAAGGGAAUAAUUCUUUCUCCUCACCAAGUGCAUAAUGUGCUUCCACUAGCUUCCUAGCUUCAGUAAAGGCGCAAAGAAGAGCACAGACAAGCACUAAAAGGGAAAACCUGGCAGCAUUCAUCGUUUAUACUAGAACUAGAAUGCUAUAAAAAGAUUUCGUAACGUUUAAUGAGAAAUGGGACUC
Theobroma cacao (cacao) is the source of this 539-nucleotide messenger RNA. The record is from RefSeq and is a predicted model, not a curated record. NCBI's taxonomy places the organism in Eukaryota, Viridiplantae, Streptophyta, Magnoliopsida, Malvales, Malvaceae.